GUGAAAUGUGAAUAUUGAACCAACUACCAUUCCUCUAUUUCGUGGAAAAACCGAGAAAGGAAAGGCGUACUCCUAACUCGUUGGCGAGGGUCAUUAAGAAAAAUGACAAAAAUGCCCCUUUUUCGCCCUCGGACCACCCUCCCACUAAUUCCCCUCUUUCGCCCCUCUUCCAAUUCCUCUAGGGCUAGCCAAAAUCUUGUAGCAGGAAAGAGAAAAAAAACUUAAUUUUGAUUUUGAGUGAUUGAUUUUAUUAUUGGGAAUUAUUAUACAAAAUUAUUUCUUGAAUAGAGACCCAAAAAAAAAAAAAAAUUAAUAAUAAUGAAAGAGAUUGGAGAUAUAAUUCCUCAGCAAUGGACAUCACCUUGCUGCACCCAAUGCACCCACAAAUUUGCUGCUCUUACCCAGAUUCCCUGGAGAGUAUUUUGCAAAAAGGGAUGUGGUGCAGAUGGGGACACAUGGGCUGAAUGUGUGAGUGAAUGUGACCAGAUAUGCUACAAGGACCCAGUCUUAAAGGACCAGCAAUGGAGUGCUUAUAUUGAUCGUUCUCCUGGGGAUGCAAGUUACUCUGAGGAGUGUUUCCAUGCUUGUGUUGCCGGUUGUGGUUACAAGUUUGAGGUGCCCGUCGAGAAGGUUAAAGAGUGCCACCCAAACAGGCCAUGUAAACCUCCUGCAGUGCCAAAGCCGGCCAAAAAGUUUGCUGAAUCACAAGCACCUGUUGAGGAUAAUGUGCCUGGCACUUCUGCUUAACCUCUUAUCUGGAGUCAUACUAAUAGUGAACCCAUUUGGGUAAAUUAGAUUUAGAACACUUUUAAAAAUAGGCAGACAAUUAUUUUUUGACAGAAAGGUUUUCUGUAGGGCCUUUCAAUAAUUAUUUCCUCUUCUUCCAUGUCUUCAUUUUUGUGGCGGGAGAAGGGACCGACCCUUUUUUCCAACUUAUCAUGCUUCGGCCAGCUGCAACAGGUUCUAAAUUUCUCAUUUGGUUGAAAUUUUUUUUUUGAUGGAAAUAUUGUAAAUUCCGAGACGUUUAGCAUUUAUACAUAGAAACCUUAGCUGAUCCUCAACUCCUAAAAGUUGGAUGCUUGGAUUGUGCUAUUGUUCCAUUAAAAUAUUAACUGCGCUAGAAAAGAAAUUAUGUAA
Molecule: messenger RNA, 1137 nt
Organism: Chenopodium quinoa (quinoa)
Lineage: Eukaryota; Viridiplantae; Streptophyta; Magnoliopsida; Caryophyllales; Amaranthaceae
Exons: 5
Coding region: 319-747 (142 amino acids)
Source: RefSeq, a predicted model, not a curated record